This is a messenger RNA of Camellia sinensis, 2813 nucleotides long. RefSeq names its product Pentatricopeptide repeat (PPR) superfamily protein. NCBI's taxonomy places the organism in Eukaryota, Viridiplantae, Streptophyta, Magnoliopsida, Ericales, Theaceae. Gene Ontology annotation, molecular function: protein binding. The record is from RefSeq and is a predicted model, not a curated record.
UGCCAAACAUUUUCCUUGAUCAAAUACCCUUUAAUGAAUGCAUUGAUUCACCAUUAUUAUACAUUACACUGCUCAACACAAGGCCUAAUCUCAAAGCCAGAGAGAUGGCUGCUACCCUGAAAAUCUCAAGAACUAACGCUCUCUUUCUCUCUCCUCCCCAACUUGUAGGACUUCUCUUCUCCACCACCACCACCUCCACCUCCACCUCCUGGUACAGCCCACCACCACCUCAUCACCACCACAACCACCAAGAACAAGACCCAACCUCCUGGUACAGCCCACCACCACCUCAUCACCACCACAACCACCAAGAACAAGACCCAAUCCUUGCAACCCUUUCUCAGGCUAUCAAAAACGCCCCAUCAAACCCUCUCGAUUCCUCUCUCAAGAAGCUAAUCCCUUCCCUCACUUCCCGUCACAUAAUCAAUCUGAUCAACACCAACCCACACUCUCUCGACCCACCCUCUCUCCUCUCCUUCUUCAAAUGGUUAUCUUCUCAACCCCAUUUCCGCCACACCGUCCACUCUUACUGCACCAUGACCCACUUCCUCAGUGCCCAUCAAAUGUACUCACAAGCACAGGACCUUAUCCAAUUCGUCGUCAAUCGAAAGGGGAAGGACUCGGCUGCUUCGGUUUUCGCCUCAAUUCUCGAAACCAGAGGUACCCAUCACUCCAAUUUUGUUUUCGAUGCUCUUAUGAAUGCUUACAUUGAUUGUGGCUUUAUCUCUGAUGCGAUUCAGUGCUUUCGGUUGGUUCGAAAGCAUCGAAUUCGCAUCCCAUUUCAACCUUGUGGCCGUCUUCUUGACCUGUUGAUGAAGUCGAAUUCGCCGUCAGCCUCGUGGGCGUUUUAUUCUGAGAUUUUGGCUUGUGGGUUUCCUCCAAAUGUGUACAAUUUUAACAUUUUGAUGCAUAGUUUGUGUAAAGAUGGUAAAAUUAAGGAAGCCCAAUUGAUUUUUGAUGAAAUUGGGAAAUGGGGUUUGAGGCCUAGUGUUGUUAGUUUCAAUACUUUGAUAAAUGGGUAUUGUAAAUUGGGUAAUUUGGAGGAAGGGUUCAGGUUGAAGAGGGUUAUGGAGGAGAGUAAUGUUGCUCCUGAUGUCUUUACUUUUAGUGUUUUGAUCAAUGGCUUGUGUAAGGAUAGUAGGUUAGAUGAUGCAAACCGAUUGUUUGAUGAAAUGUGCGAGAGAGGGUUGGUUCCAAACGAUGUUACUUUCACUACUUUAAUCAAUGGGCACUGCAGGAAUGGGAGGAUUGGUUUGGCUAUGGAAAUUUAUCAGCAAAUGUUGAGGAGCGGUGUGAAACUUGAUUUAAUUGUGUACAAUACACUUAUCAAUGGCCUUUGCAAGAAUGGGGAGCUGCAGGAUGCAAGGAACCUCGUUGAUGAGAUGACUGGGAGGGGUUUGAAGCCUGACAAGAUCACAUUCACUACACUUAUUGAUGGAUUUUGCAAAGAGGGAGAUUUGGAUUCGGCUUUAGAAACAAGGAAGGAAAUGGUUAAGGAAGGCAUUGAGCUUGAUAAUGUGGCUUUCACAGCCCUAAUUUCAGGGCUCUGUAGAGAGGGACGAGUUAUCGAUGCGGAAAGAACAUUGAGGGAGAUGUUGAGAAGGGGUAUCAGACCCGACGAUGCCACAUUUACUAUGAUCAUUGACGGGUUCUGUAAGAAGGGGGACGUUAAAAUGGGUUUCAGGUUGCUAAAGGAGAUGCAGAGUGAUGGAUAUGUACCUGGUGUUGUAACCUAUAAUGUGCUUAUGAAUGGGCUAUGCAAGCAAGGACAGAUGAAAAAUGCUAAUAUGCUCUUGGAUGCUAUGCUUAAUCUUGGGGUGGUUCCUGAUGAUAUUACAUACAACAUCUUGCUGGAAGGGCAUAGCAAGCAUGGAAACCCUGAGGAUUUUGAUAAACUACGCAGUGAGAAAGGGCUUGUUCUUGAUUAUGCUUCUUAUAGUUCAUUACUUGGUAAGAUUUGAUAAUAUCUCGAAAAGAUCAUUACAAGACAUGACCAUGGUGUUUCUACAACAGUAAAAGCCCCAAGUGUGUUGGCUUGUCUGCCUAAUGAAUUCAAACCUUGAAAAUGAGUUUAUGGAGACUUCAUUAGCUUUGAUCUUCUAUCUCUCUCUCUUUCUCUGAAAAUUGACCUCAACUGCUGAAAGAGUUUAAGCUUGUAUAAGAAUGUUUUAGCAAAACCUCCAUUUGUGAUUCUUGCUGCAUCUUAUGAAAUGAGGAUCCCAUUAAAGUAACUUCAUCUCUGGAUUACCUUUAGUUUGGAGAGGAAGUUUGCUGAGGCUUUAGUUAAUUUAACUCGUUCUUUCUAUUUGCUAUUACGACCUUGGGGUAAUACACUGAGGCUGAGAGUUCAAGCUAGUAUAUGGAUGUUGUGAACUGGGUAUUCACACUGUCCAGAAGAAUUUUAUUGCAUUUCAUGUACACGAGGAUCUUGGCUCUUCAGAGGACAAGUCACUGUUGGCCAGAGUGUUGGUGGACAUUGAACCAGAGUGAAUGCAGAUGAUGCCAUGUGCAUAAUGGUCAUUUACAGGUUAUGAUUGAAAGGGAUAUUAGGAUAUUUCUAAAGUUGGUCAAGGAGAUACAAAAUAUUGGAACCAAUAAAUGUGCUUAUGACCGAAUAGACACGAUGCUAUCAAAUGAAAUGACCCAAUGGAAGCUAAACUGAAGUUUAGAAAAGGGCAAGAUGUAUGCAAUACAUACUUUAGGAUAUGCUUUUGGAAUAUGGAAACAGAAUGUUAUACCGGGAAGGCAUUGCAAGUGUUGAAACCUAACAAAUACUGGUAACUUAUAAUAAAAUGAGCAAAAUGGCUUAAUCA